Molecule: messenger RNA, 529 nt
Organism: Mercurialis annua (annual mercury)
Lineage: Eukaryota; Viridiplantae; Streptophyta; Magnoliopsida; Malpighiales; Euphorbiaceae
Exons: 2
Coding region: 40-435 (131 amino acids)
Source: RefSeq, a predicted model, not a curated record
CCACAUUUGCUAUUAACUAUUACCUCUAUAAAUAUCACCAUGAUUAUGUCUACAAGAUCAACUCCUUCAAAAGAAAAAAUUGAUUCUGUUGCUCCUGUCAAAAUGAAGCGGAAAUUAGUAAAAAAAGCGCAAAAAGAUGUUGAAGGAAGUGUUGUUGCUUCUGCCUCUGAGAAUGUUAAAGCAAAGGGAAAGAAGGUGGAUGACACUGGUUUGAAAAGAAGGCGUUUGGCUUUUGAUGCUGUACUUGAUCCUAAGAAAGUUGAGAAAUCCUUGCAUAUUGAAGAACCAACUCGUUUCGUUCAGAAUCGGUUGAUUGAUACCUAUUUCCCAAAUAGUGAAGUUACUCGAGAUGGAUUGGGUGUCAUAUUUUUGAACAAGGUUUUCAAGUUGGAUGAAGACGCGGUUAAAUUGGCUGUAAUUUAUUAUGUUGUAUAAUGUAUGUAUAAUGUAUGUUAUUCUGAUAUUGAAAGUUAUUAUGUUGUAUAAUGUAUGUAUCUUACAUAUAUAAUAAAUGUAUCUAAACUUAACA